Messenger RNA from Pteropus alecto (black flying fox), 3764 nucleotides. RefSeq names its product CTD small phosphatase 1 (gene CTDSP1). Lineage: Eukaryota; Metazoa; Chordata; Mammalia; Chiroptera; Pteropodidae. The record is from RefSeq and is a predicted model, not a curated record. Bases 34 to 819 code for a protein of 261 amino acids. Gene Ontology annotation, molecular function: RNA polymerase II CTD heptapeptide repeat phosphatase activity. The transcript has 8 exons.
AGAGUCCGGCCGGAGCGGAGCGUGCCCGGCCCCAUGGACAGCUCGGCCGUCAUUACUCAGAUCAGCAAGGAGGAGGCACGGGGCCCGCUACGGGGCAAAGGUGACCAGAAGUCAGCUGCUUCUCAGAAGCCCAGGAGCCGGGGCAUCCUCCACUCGCUUUUCUGCUGUGUCUGCAAGGACGAUGGGGAGGCCCUUCCCACACACAGUGGGGCACCCCUGCUCGUGGAGGAAAAUGGAGCUGUCCCCAAGCAGAGCCCAGUGCAGUACCUGCUCCCAGAGGCCAAGGCCCAGGACUCAGACAAGAUCUGCGUGGUCAUCGACCUGGACGAGACCCUGGUGCACAGCUCCUUUAAGCCAGUGAACAAUGCGGACUUCAUCAUCCCUGUGGAGAUCGAUGGGGUGGUCCACCAGGUCUACGUGCUGAAGCGGCCCCACGUCGAUGAGUUCCUGCAGCGAAUGGGCGAGCUCUUUGAGUGUGUGCUGUUCACCGCCAGCCUGGCCAAGUAUGCCGACCCAGUAGCUGACCUGCUGGACAAAUGGGGGGCCUUCCGGGCACGGCUGUUUCGUGAGUCCUGCGUCUUCCACCGAGGGAACUAUGUGAAGGACCUGAGCAGGCUGGGUCGAGACCUCCGUCGAGUGCUCAUCCUGGACAACUCGCCCGCCUCCUACGUGUUCCAUCCAGACAAUGCCGUACCAGUGGCCUCAUGGUUCGACAACAUGAACGACACGGAGCUCCACGACCUCCUGCCCUUCUUCGAGCAGCUUAGCCGCGUGGAUGACGUGUAUUCAGUGCUCAGGCAGCCACGGCCUGGCAGCUAGUGAGGCGCCCUGGGGCCAGGACCUGCCCCUGACCACAGCUACACCCUUCGUUCGUGGACUUCUCCUUAAGAAAACCGAGCAGCCUGGGCCACCGCAGUGCCAUGGGGAAGUGGGCCACUCCCCCUCCAGCCUGGCUGGGCAGCGAAGCGGGCAGGCAGCAGGCCGCAGUGAGGCCAAUCAGCACCUGGGUCCCGUGUCAGUGCCUUAGAACCUCCUCCCUCUUCUCGAGGGACCUGUGGGGCCCAGUGUGCGGCUCCCCCUUUCUCUCUCUCUGUGCUGCCAUGUUUCUCUGCUGCCACAUUGGGCCCCUCGGCCCUUUCCAGUUCUGCAUGGGGGAGGGGCAGGGUUCCUGCUGCCCCAUGCCUUGGGCCCCCAGCCUGGGAACAGUGGACACCAAGUGCCUUCCAUAGAGCCCUCUUCCCCACCUGGUUUUCCCAGGGUCAAAUCAGGUCAGCUCUUGCCUGGAACAACCUCUAGGAUGCUGGUGGGAGAGGAACCAGUCUCCCCACCUGCUCCCUGGGGACUGAUAGAGCCCUUCCCCCCAUCUCUGCCUAGACGUCGUGGGCGGGAGGGUAGAAGAUCUGUUACUACUUGUGAAGGGAACAGGGGUCUGUUUUUUAGGGCCCAGAGUCUAGCUUCUCUGGGCUCAGCAGCUGACGGCUGCUCCCCACACCACCCACGCCCUCACCCCUCAACACUCACCUUGACCCCUCCCAAGGCCCUGGGUCUUGGCUCCUCCAGCUUUGAGUGUGGGGGCAUAUCAGGACCCCUUUGAGGUGUCAUAUAAAUAUGUAUAUGUGUAUAUAGAUUUUUAGGGGAAGGAGAGAGGGAAGGGUUGGGUUAGAGACACCCCUUCCUCACCCUUUUCCUGUGCCCAUAAAUUGUGGGGAGGGAGGGAAAGGAUUUUUACAUUUUUUAAACUGCUAUUUCCUCAAUGAGACAAGCUGGGCCAAGAGGCCCCAGGCCCAGCCCUCUGUCCCUGACACCCUCUUUGCUCCAUUCAUUCAUUCAUUCAUUCAUUCAUUCAAAACAGUUAUUGAGCACCUUCUCUAUGCCCAGCCUGUGCUAGGCCAACCAGCUGACUGUGUGUGGGGUCUCUGUACCGCCUAAGCGGUGCCUCCCCCACCAACCCCGUACUUCACCGAUGCCUUUAGGGGAUCUGUAGGAGGUGGGACCCUUCUGGGAUUUGGGGGUCUUCCUGCGAAGCUGUCCCCCUCCACUGUGCCAACCCACUCUCUGCAGCCCUCUGCCUCAUUCUCUGCUGGCUGGGGGCAGUUCCCAGGACAUCCUGCCUUCCAGUUCUGCCUCCUUUAUCUGGAACCCUUCCCCCAAAUGAUGAGUCUGGAAGUCAAGGCCUUGGGCUCUCCCCAGGGCCUAAUGGUUAAGGGGACCCACAUACCAGUGCCAAGAGGAGUGUCAAAUGGAGAUGUCAUUGUCCCCCCCCCCCAGAAAUCUGGGGGUGGGAAGGACAUGGCUGGUCUGAAUCGAGUGACCCUCCCAUCUAAGUGCCUUCUCUGUGAUGGAGAGCCCCUCAGUUUGAUGAGAACUAAAGAGAAAGCCAGAUCCCCCAUCCUGCCUCUGUGGUUAUUGGGGGGGGGGUGAUGAAGUGGGAGGAGUGAUUGUGUUUCCUACGAAGCCACACCCCACUUCUGCAAACUCUGGAGGGCGGGAAGUGCUAGUGGAGGAGGAGCUGCCCAGGCCCCUGGGUGUUCAAGUGCGAAAGUGCAAGGUUAAGCGCACCACUUGGAUCUGAGUACUAUUUAAUUCUUCUACCUCGCUCAGCCUCAGUUAUGUGAUCUGCAGAGUGGAGCUCGGCCCUUUGCAGAGUUGAUUAAAUGCUUGGAGGACUCGUAGGAGUAGCUCUAAAGCUGAACUGAAAGGCGUCCCUAGGAGAGGCCCCUGGAAGUGCCAAACUACACCCCAGGAUGACUUCCGAUUGCAAUGGGGAGAAUGUGCCUUUACAGUGGGAAUAUCGCAGUAACCAAGGGAGCAAACUUCGCAUCACCUGUGCUGGGGCAGCUUGACAUCAUAUCCCUCCCGAUGUGAUGCAAUGUGAAGUACACAGCAUCACCUUUGCCCAUGGACCGGCACAUCAGCCACACCUGGGAGCUUGUUAGUAAUGCAGAACCUCAGGCCCCACCCCAGACGUAGCGAAUCAGAUUCUGCAUUUUAAAAGGAUUCCCAGAUCAUUCUUACAAUAUUGAAGUUUGAGAAGCACUGGCCUUUUUCAAGUAUUCUUCAAAAAAAUCAUUUAACGAGAACUUAUCAAGCCUUUAGAGGUACUUUCGGUUUGUGGGAAAUACAGGAGGAAGAGGAACAAAUUAAAUAAUAAAGAAAAACAGACAAAUCUACAGUGUGAACGUUCUACAAGACCACUGUCCUUGACUCAGGUAAGUCAAUGUCAUAGAAAAAAAAGCUGGAAGACUUCUAGAUUUAAAAAAUACUGAAGAUAAGACUAUAUACGCUUAAUAGGCUAUAUCUUAAUAUCAAAAGAAUUGCAAAGAACUUUACUUAGUAGGUUUAUUAUUGACAGUGUUAUUGGUUGCUGUGUUUCUGAAACUAUUUUGUGUUUAUUGUAUGACAGGUAAACAUGUUAACGUCUGAAAACCAAGAUUUUCACUGUGGGAUAAGGAAAAUACAUAUAUAGAAUGUGAAAAAAAAUACUAAAGAAAAGUAACAGUCAAAGGAAAUGCAUGAUCUUGAUUUGACUAUGAAUUAAUUAAAACAGCUGUUAAAGUCCCUGAGAGGACAAUUAGAGAAAUUUGACCAUGGGCUGAAUAGAAAGUAUAUUAGAAAUAAUUUGUAUUAUUGUCAGAAGAAAAUCGUAUUACAGUUAUGAAGGACAGUGUUCUAAUUCUUAGGAGAUGUGUGAUACACUAAAUAUUUUGGGUUGAAUAUUAUGAUAUCUGUAACUUCUAUAUAUAUAUAUAUAUGACAAAUUUUAA